Messenger RNA from Phycomyces blakesleeanus NRRL 1555(-), 324 nucleotides. RefSeq lists its product as hypothetical. The transcript has a single exon. Bases 1 to 324 code for a protein of 107 amino acids. The record is from RefSeq and is a predicted model, not a curated record. NCBI's taxonomy places the organism in Eukaryota, Fungi, Mucoromycota, Mucoromycetes, Mucorales, Phycomycetaceae.
AUGUCUACAGCACAAGUGCAAGUAGAGAUGGAGUUUGGUAAGGUAGGACAGUAUUUCAAAUACUAUAAAUUCAGCCCAGAGAUGAAGAUAAAGUCAAAAACAUUGCCUGCGACAAUAUACAUAUUAUUUACUACGUUCAAAAACUUCCAUACUUGUAUCAAUGGGUCCGCAACGUCAGAAAUGUUUGGUAUUCAACCACCAAACAUACAAGAUUAUAUCAGGGGUCUUGCAUGUGAUCCCGUAUUAGAAGACACAGUUGAUACUGUAGACACUACUCUACAUAAUGCUCCCAGAUUGGUAGAGUCUAUUCUACUUGAUACAUAG